This is a messenger RNA of Suillus clintonianus, 884 nucleotides long. RefSeq lists its product as uncharacterized. Bases 112 to 630 code for a protein of 172 amino acids. The record is from RefSeq and is a predicted model, not a curated record. NCBI's taxonomy places the organism in Eukaryota, Fungi, Basidiomycota, Agaricomycetes, Boletales, Suillaceae. The transcript is spliced from 4 exons.
GAAGCAAUUGGUAGUCAUACAAACGUGUCCGACUGAUUGCACUGCACGAUAGAAUAGCAUAAAAGCAACGGCCAAUGCAGAAGGACCAUCAAAUUCGUGAACGAGCCCACAAUGCCCUCUCCCAAAGUCUGGUUUAUAACGGGGACGUCCUCAGGGUUCGGAAGACUCAUGACAGAGCACGCCCUCAAUCAAGGCGACAUCGUAGUAGCAACCCUUCGCAAACCAGAGGUCCUGGCCGAUCUCACAGCCCGAUACCCAGCAGACAAACUCCUCGUGCUCAAAGUCGACGUCACCAAACAAGAAGAUAUCGACGAAGCAUUCGCGCGCACGCGUGAGGCGUUUGGACGGCUGGACGUGGUUGACAAUAACGCGGGUUAUGGAAUUGUCGGGGAGAUUGAAGGCACACCUGUCGACAAAGCGCGCGAGCUUUUCGAAACGAAUUUUUGGGGCGCGACGAACGUUAGUCGUGCUGCAGUGAAGUUCUUCAGGGAAGUGAAUGAACCGGGUAAGGGGGGGAUAAUUCUUCAAGUUAGUUCGGCUGCUGGGUUUUAUGUGCUUCCUGGAUUGGGCUAUUAUGCUGCGGUUAAACAUGGUAUGAAUCUUGAGCUUGAUGUGUGGAAAGUUUGGUGAUUGAUGUGAUGUACAGCGCUGGAGGGAUUCACGGAUGGCCUCGCCAAAGAGCUGCCAGCUUCCUGGAACAUAAAGAUCUGCAUAAUUGAACCAGGUGCAUUCCAAACGAACGCGUUGAGUGGGUCAUUGCUGUUACCGCAUCAUCCAGCAUACGACGAUGAGUCCUUUCCGACUCGUGCGUUGCGUCAGAGUAUAAAAGGCAUGGUUCUCGAUGGAGAUGCGGAAAAGUUCACGCGGACUGUUUAUGAGGUCGC